GAUCCUUCCCUAAAUGUGGUCAGGUGAGGCCGGGUGGUGGAAACCAGCAUGGACCUGGAUGUGCUGAACAUGUUUGUCAUUGCCGGUGGCACUCUGGCUAUCCCCAUCCUGGCCUUCGUGGCCUCCUUCCUCCUCUGGCCCUCAGCGCUGAUCCGCAUCUACUACUGGUACUGGCGCCGAGCCUUGGGUAUGCAGGUUAGAUAUGCAAACUACGAUGACUAUCAGUUUUGUUAUUCCUAUAGAGGGAGACCCGGAUACCGACCGUCCAUCCUGAUGUUACAUGGGUUCUCAGCCCACAAAGACAUGUGGCUGUCUAUAGUCAAGUUCCUGCCGAAGAACCUGCACCUGGUGUGUGUUGACAUGCCCGGGCACGAGGGCACGACCCGCUCAGCCUUGGACGAUUACUCCAUUAGUGGGCAAGCUAAGAGAAUACACCAGUUUGUGGAGUGCAUCAAGCUGAACAGAAGGCCCUUUCAUCUGGUUGGCACUUCCAUGGGGGGAAACGUUGCUGGCGUCUAUGCUGCUCAGUACCCAGAAGACAUUUGCAGCCUGACCCUUAUCUGUCCUGCAGGCCUGCCGAGUACCACUGACAGCAAGUUCAUUAAGCAGCUCCGGGAGCUGCAAGAGUCUGAACGCAUUGACAGGAUCCCUUUAAUUCCCUCAACGCCUGAGGAGAUGGCAGAUAUGCUGAAGCUUUGCUCCUAUGUUCGCUUCAAGGUGCCACAGCAGAUCCUCCAGGGCCUUGUCGACGUUCGCAUCCCACACAAUGAUUUUUACCGGAAACUGUUUUUAGAAAUCGUGGAUGAAAAGUCCAGGCACUCUCUCCAUGAGAACAUGAGCAAGAUCAAAGUGCCGACGCAGGUCAUCUGGGGAAAGCAGGACCAGGUCCUGGAUGUUUCCGGUGCCAGUGUUUUAGCGAGCGCUAUCCCGGACUGCCACGUGUACAUCCUGGAGAACUGCGGGCACUCGGUGGUGGUGGAGCGGCCCCGCAAAACGGCCAACCUCAUCCUGGAGUUCUUGGCACUGCUGCACAUCAUAGACAAUAACAAGAAGCAGGCGUGA
This is a messenger RNA of Leptosomus discolor (cuckoo roller), 1062 nucleotides long. RefSeq names its product abhydrolase domain containing 6, acylglycerol lipase (gene ABHD6). The record is from RefSeq and is a predicted model, not a curated record. Gene Ontology annotation, biological process: acylglycerol catabolic process. Lineage: Eukaryota; Metazoa; Chordata; Aves; Leptosomiformes; Leptosomidae. Gene Ontology annotation, molecular function: monoacylglycerol lipase activity. Gene Ontology annotation, cellular component: membrane; AMPA glutamate receptor complex.